This is a messenger RNA of Electrophorus electricus (electric eel), 3071 nucleotides long. RefSeq names its product polo-like kinase 3 (Drosophila) (gene plk3). NCBI's taxonomy places the organism in Eukaryota, Metazoa, Chordata, Actinopteri, Gymnotiformes, Gymnotidae. The record is from RefSeq and is a predicted model, not a curated record. Gene Ontology annotation, cellular component: centrosome; kinetochore; spindle pole. Gene Ontology annotation, biological process: mitotic G1/S transition checkpoint signaling; Golgi disassembly; protein phosphorylation. Gene Ontology annotation, molecular function: protein serine/threonine kinase activity; protein binding; ATP binding.
CGUGCGCCCGGCAGCGUUUGACUGGGGCUGAGCUUGGUUUGACGAGACGCUCGGACCCGCCUGAUAACGGAGAGCCUUUUCAAGGGCGAAGGAACGUGUGUAUGCAUGGAUUCGACCUGCUUUAACACAGCGCAGCGCCAUUCGUGUCAGAUGAUGAAUCCGGAUUUGUUCAAGCCGCCUGCGGAUCUCCGCCAAGCAGGUCAGCCAUCUAAACCCAACCGGAGUAAAACCGAGCAAAUCAGACCCGAACUGGCGCAGCUGGUGGUUGACACGAAGACUGGAAGAUCGUACUCCAAAGGAAAACUUCUGGGAAAGGGUGGGUUUGCGCGUUGCUAUGAAAUGACAGAUCUUGCCAACAACAAGAUGUAUGCUGUGAAGGUGAUACCACAAAGCAGAGUGUCGAAGCCACAUCAGAGAGACAAGAUAACGAAUGAAAUCGAGCUUCACAAGACACUCCAGCACAAACACGUGGUGAAGUUUUCCCAUCACUUUGAAGACCAGGACAACAUCUACAUCUUUCUGGAGCUCUGCAGCAGAAAGUCGCUGGCACACAUUUGGAAAGCACGGCACACCCUCACGGACCCUGAAGUGCGCUACUACCUCAGACAGAUCAUAUCGGGCCUCAAGUACCUCCACAGUAAAGGAAUCCUCCACAGAGACCUCAAACUAGGAAAUUUCUUUGUGAAUGAGAAUAUGGAAUUGAGAUUGGGAGAUUUUGGACUAGCUGCAAAGCUGGAGACUGUUGAACAGAGAAAAAAAACCAUCUGCGGAACACCAAACUAUCUGGCACCAGAAGUACUGAACCGACAGGGCCAUGGUACGGAAUCUGACGUCUGGUCCUUGGGUUGUGUCAUGUACACGCUCCUGUGUGGAAACCCCCCUUUUGAAACCUUAGACCUGAAGGAGACGUACAAGUGUAUUAAAGAAGUGAGAUACAGUCUUCCACCAUCGCUCUCACCUGCAGCGCAGAAGUUGAUCUCCGCAGUCCUGCAGAAAAACCCCAGUGAUCGCCUUACUCUAGACCAGAUUCUGGCCCAUGAGUACUUCAGUAAGGGCUUCACCCCCGACAAACUUCCCCCCAGCGCCUGUGUAAUGGUUCCUGAACUCAACCCGCCGAGUCCUGCCAAGAAGUUCUUCACCAAGAUGGCAAAGAGUCUCUUUGGCAAGAAAAAAUCCAAAGUGGAGAAGAACCCCACCGAGGAGAAGGAGGACAUCUCCAAGCUUGUAUCAGGCAUGAUGAAGCACUCAAUCAGUCGACAGAUCAGCUACAAGACAGUGGGAGUAAAUGAGACUACGUCUCCCGCCGGUCAGUUGGCCAGUUCGGGGCCUCUGGACACACCGGCCGAGGAAGAGUCGAGGAAGUCGGUGUCUCGUUCCUUCAAAGGCACUGUGGCCAGCAGCACUGAGGUCUGUGAAGAUGCUCUGACCCCCGCUGCUGUGGCAGAGGCUGCCAUGAAUGCGCUCAACAGCUGCUUGUCCACCAUGCCAGCAGCAUCAAAGAAUCCUCCAUGUCUGGUUAAACCCAAGCCUUUCGUUUGGGUGACGAAGUGGGUGGACUAUUCCAACAAGUACGGCUUCGGCUACCAGCUCUCCAAUCAGAACGUGGGCGUCCUCUUCAACGAAGGCACUCACCUCAGCCUGUGUGACCAGCGCAGGACCGUUCAUUACUGUUUGACGAACAACAAACACUUCACCUUCCAAGCCAACGCACUGCCCGAACAGCUGCAGAACCAGAAGCACAUUGUGGAACUGAUGGCUAACUACAUGGAGCAGAAUCUCAUGGAGGGUGGAGAUCUGGGCUGUGACGAGCGACCCUCCCCUGGUGCGUGUCCCCUGCUCCUGCAGUGGAUGAAGACGGAUCAUGCCUUAGUCAUGCUUUUCAACAACGGUUCCCUGCAGGUGAACUUUUACACGGACCACACCAAGGUCAUCCUGUCCAAGUUGUCGGACUCCUACGUGCUGACGUACAUCAGCAGGGAGCGGCUGUCAUCCUCGUACCCGCUGAGCGUCCUGGGUGAGCGCGGGAGCUCCCCUGAGCUCCGGCAUCGGCUACGCUACGUCACGCAGCUGCUGCAGCACUACGCCAGCGCGUAAACGGACGGUGCUCCCUCUCCCGACCACGCAUGCACACGUGCAUGCACGCACGGGACUUUACCGAAGGCUGCCCUCGCAUUGGGGCAGUGGAACCUGCUCCGGCAACCAGGCCAGGACUGCUGUCUCUACAUACUGUGGUGGACUGCUGCUGUCUUGGAUACUCUGUUCCGUUCUGCAGACCUGAGCCUCCACCCACACCACCAGCUUAACUUCAUGCUGCACGGGGGAGAGCCGGAGCACUGGGCCUAUUCCUAUUGGCUGGACUGGUGCCAUGGGUGGAAAAGGAGGGGUGGGGGGGGGGCAGAAGCAGUGCAGGGUGGGGGCCCCCCCCCCACUCUGAACUGAUCCCAGAGCUGUGAGUUUGGCUUUUUAAGCUUUGAAUCAAUAGCCUUCCUUUUUCGCUCCCUCUUUUUAAAUGGACUUCUUCUUUUUCUUUUUUUUUUUCUUUUUUUCUUUUUUUAAAAUUCACUAAACCCUGCACGUCUGACCUGGAGAGCUGGAGUUUCAAAAGGGUGGUCCUUAUUGUUACGUUAUGAUUUAUUUAUUAUUUUUUAUUAUUAUUGGUUCGUUUCAAAGCUGGCAGCAGAGGGCUGAAGGAGGCGCCUGGCCCAACUGUAGCUGACCAUGAGGACUGAUGUGGAGUAAAGUGCCUUUCGGAGGGACGUGUCUGGGUUGUGCAAUAAAGGCCCUCUGAGUCUCGAGCUCAAAUAACCAAGAGGAUCAGACAGAGGGUGUACAGAGGAGCCAUUCCUUCUGUGAUGGAGCUCUUCUGUGUGGGGAGCACUACAAACACAGCUGGUAUAAGCUUGUGCCUGGGAAAAGGUAUUAUUCUCCCAUAAUACCUCUGUCUGUAAGAGGAGGGUUUAAAAAAAAGUGUAUUUAAUUUGUGCCUCGAACACUGUUUACUUCAUACCCUCUCCAAACAUAUGAUCUUGUCCUUAAUACUGUGACUGUAAAGUGUUAAACAAGUACUGUGU